CAUCAUUUAACUAAUUAUGUUAAUUUUAUUACGUGAGCUGAUGGUGGCAUUUAAUGAAUACAUGGAAUAGCUGGGGUGCCCCUGGGGAGAGUUUUGGGAACUGAAGUGAUGUCAUCCAUCUAGUCAUCCAAAAAGAUAUCAGUAACUCUUUGGAGAACAGAAGAAAAUCUUGUUGUGUCUUUUUUAUGUAUUAUUGUUCAUUUACAUAUAUUCUAAUGAUAACAGGUAAAUAUCUACAAAUCUAGCAGAUAAAUAUCUUUAAACAUUUUCUUUGACCUUUGAGCCUAACAUGGGCGUCUGAUACUUGAAGGUCUUCUAUCAAAACUGAAGAGUUUCCCUUCAAACAGUGUUUAGGUCAAGUCAAGUGGUCAAGUGGCUUUUCAUUGUCAUUUCAACCAUAUACAGUAAUACAGUACAUAGUGAAACGGGUCCUCAGGGGAGCUGAGCUGUAAAGGGGGAGAAAGUUAAGAUGAUUCCAUGGGCCCCUGAGUGAUUGGGGCCCUAAACAAUUUGGAACAUACUUAGAUUGAUCUGGGUUGGGGGCCCAGUGUGAUAGGCUUUCAUGGGGCCUAAAAUCUCUGGCAGCACUCCUGGGUGACCUGGGAGAUCAUGUAGCCUGAGCAGAACCAGAGCAGAAAAGCUACAGUCCUGUGAAGAUCAGUGUUGAAAGGUGUGGUGCUACUGCACCCUCAAGCAGGAAAUGGCUCACGAGAGGCGCUUUGUACUGCAGGCACCAGGAGAGGAACGCCUCAGUUUCCUCCUGGACACCUUUGGAGUGGAGAUAUCUGUCCUUGAGGGGGUCCCACCCUGCAUGAAAUUGCCUGUGUGUAUCACCUGCUACUGGAUGUCCAAUUGCAGGCCAAAACCCGAGCUGCUGCACCUGCAAGCGCUACUGUUGGGGAUGGUGUAUGGAAAACUCAUACAGGAUGAAUCUGAUGAAGCAGUAAGAGAAAAGUUGGUCAGAAAGCAAAGUAGUAUGCGGAUCAACUGGGAGCAAUGGGGGCCAAACUGGACAGCGACCCACCUCUACAACCAGUGGCAGUCCUGUAUGAGGAGCAGCUUCCAUCUCAACCAGCUGCUGCGCUGUCCUCUGCCCAAGCCUACGUGUUCCCAGCUGUACAGCGGGACGCUGGUGCAUGGGGUGGUGAGGCGGCUGAGUGAAGGACAGAUGCCAGAGUCACUGCUGGAGGGACUGCCUUCACUUGAGAAGUUCUUCAGUGACCUGCAGGGGGCAGUGCUGAGUAAUGAGAAGACGACAAGAAAACGGGGCCGAGGGCAGCAGCAACCCGAAGGAGGACCUGCAAACCCUGUGACACACAGUGACACGACUUUACAGAGAUCCCACUAUCCUGAAGUGGAUACGAAGAAGAGAAGGAAAUAGGGCCAAGACAUUGCAAACAUCUGUCUAGGCGGUUGUGGAAUUGCUGAGGUGGAUGAGGAAGAAAGCCAACAGUGGUCUAAGAAGUAUUAGAGGUGCAUAAAGACACAACCAGGGCUGUAAUUUGUGUGCAUUCCUGUAUUCAGAUUUUUAACUCGUUUUUUUUUAUCUGAUAGGAUUCAGACAAUAUGCCAAGAAAUUAGUUAAUGCUACAGUAAUAAUCUAUUUUAACCAACAUGUGACGGUCUCUUAUUUAGUUUUUUUGCUGUUUUUUCUGCUAUGCCCCUUACAUUCAGUCUGGUCUGGCUUCCUAAUUGCAUGAAUAAUCUGACCAAUUCUACCUGGAUUGGCUUCACUGGGAUUUACUCCUGCCUGGCACAACACUGCCCCCUAGUAGCUGACAGGAAUAUUUUCCUCCCAGUAGUAUGAAUGUUGGCCAGACCGGAUCCUGUCUUAUUUUGACACAUUUUUCAAGGGCAUUAAAACACUGAUAUUCCCUUAGAAACAGGAUUUAAAAGAACAUCCUCUGUGGUCUAACAAAAGGACAGAAACCCCCUCCCAGGAUAAUCAGUAAAAUGCUGAGUCAUUGUUACCUGAAAAAUGAAACUUUAAUCCUAGGUUAGUCUCAUGACCCACAAAGACACUAGAUGGGUCCAACACAAGUCAGACUGACAAAUCCAGCACAUCACGUUUUUCUAUUGAGGUCAUGCAGAUAGAGGUCAUUACAAAGUUUACCAAAAGGGGGCGCUGUGAUGGCAGUGUGACUGGCAGACGUUGCUGCUGCUGGUUCACAUGUUUGACCCACACUCUUCUCAGCUUCCUCAUUCAGUUAUCAGCUUCUCACCCCCUCCCCUCCCCAGAUCUUAGGAUGAAGACAUCGCUGAAAGAAACUGUCAUUUCUGUAAUUCAUUUAACCGAAAUUCUUCAUUAAUCACAUGAAAUAAGCUUAACAUUUACACAUUUUUGUUUAUUAUUCAGCAGAUGCUUUUGUCCAAAGUUACAUAUAAGUGAGGCAAGUAGCACAUCAGCUGCAAUACUUCAGGCCCUGAACACUGUGCCAAACACCACAAUAGUGUGCUGGCCUGUGACAGGCCCUGCUAAACAUGAGCGCUGUUACUAUACACACAUGUACAAUUAACACGAAAAGAUCCAAUUUUUCUUUUACUUUUUUAGUUUGUUGUCAUUCUUUAGGGAUUUUCUUUGUUUUUAAUCUCUUGUCCUCUGGCCUUUUUCUUUUUCGAGCCAUAAUUCAUAUGUCCUUGUACAGCACAUCUAAGAUCUGAGCACCUUCUUCAUAUGUGCCAUGGAAUAAUUGUAAGUUUCACAUCUUGGGGCAAUUUCCUGCUUGUAUAAUCAUGCAUUCAAUAAACUAUAUUAACAUUUGAA
Molecule: messenger RNA, 2764 nt
Organism: Paramormyrops kingsleyae
Lineage: Eukaryota; Metazoa; Chordata; Actinopteri; Osteoglossiformes; Mormyridae
Source: RefSeq, a predicted model, not a curated record